Clonostachys rhizophaga is the source of this 327-nucleotide messenger RNA. The record is from the annotation of a GenBank genome assembly. Lineage: Eukaryota; Fungi; Ascomycota; Sordariomycetes; Hypocreales; Bionectriaceae.
AUGCAUUUCCCCAACGUUCUUCUUUCCAUUGUCGCCGUGGCCUCGGUUACUACUGCCACUCUCUCGGAACGUACGUACGGCGAGCCCAUUUCGCACGAAGUCCGCGAGUAUGCGCAGGCCCAUGGGGACAUGCUCGCUUCCCGCGACGAGUACAUUUCGAAGCGUGACCUCUUCCGUCGUCUUGGCGGCCCCACCGUCUGCAGAGGCCAGACUAAGCCCUACGACUGCUCAGAGGCAGUUCCAGGGCCAGAUACUUGGGCUCAGAGGUGGCGAAAGUGUGGAACUUGUGAUAAGAAGGCUAAGCCUGGUUCCAAGUGCAACUGCUGA